AUGUUACAGGCUAUAGUGGCACUUUCUACUAUAGAGACCGAGUACAUGGCCAUGGCGGAGGGAGUUAAAGAAGCAUUGUGGCUGUGGGGUCUUCUAGACGAUUUGGGGAUUGAGCAGGAGAGCGUGAACUUGUGGUGUGACAGUCAAAAUAAAAUGGCUAAAAUAGCGAGCGUUGAUUUCAAAGUCCUUGACGCUGCUGGCAAGAAUUAUUUGAGCUGGCAUGUGGACCUGAAGUUCCACUUACGUGCCCAGGGCUUAUUAGCCACAAUUUCAACUCCUGCUCCAUCGGCUCAGGUCACUGUUACGGGUAAUGCUGUAAAUAAUGCUGAGGUUGCUACUACAGUGAUCGUCUCUGAUAUAGAUAAGGCGAAAGCCAUUAUCUACAUCAGGAGACAUAUUGAUCGGACCCUGAAGGCCGAAUACCUGACUGUAGAGGACCCAAAGGAAUUGUGGACUGCACUUGAGGACCGAUACAAACAUCAGAAAGAUGUGAUCCUCCCACGUGCACGUUAUGAGUGGGAAAACCUCCGACUUCAGGACUUUAAGUCCGUAGCUGAGUAUAACUCAGCACUUCAUAAUAUCACCUCACGCCUGAAGUUGUGUGGUGAAGAAGUUUCGGAGGAACGCAUGUUGGAGAAGACUUACACAUCCUUCCACGAGAAGGAUGCAAUCCUCAUGCAACAGUACCGCGAACGAAAGUUCAAAAAGUAUUCUGAAUUGCACUCCACCCUUCUGAUGGCGGAGCAAAACAGAGAAUUGCUUUUGGCCACUCAUAACCUACGCCCUGCAGGCUCAGCUCCUCUACCCGAAGCUCACAUGUUUUCUUCCCAGAAGCAGAAGAAAAAGCAUAAAGGUAAAUUCAACAAGGGGAAAGCCCCUAAGUGGCAGGCCAGAUGUCCACCCCAGAAAAACAACCCGCCCCAGAGCAGCAAUAGUGAGGGAAAGAAGAAGUGGAAGAAGAAGACUACUGAGCUGUCGUCCAUUCCCAAGAACACUUGGGAGGACAAAUGCCACAUAUGUGGCAUGACUGGACAUUGGUCCAGAAACUGUCGCACUCCGCGACACCUCCAAGAUCUGUAUCUAGCGAGCCAGAAGUCUCCUGUUGAAACAAAUCUGGUGGAAAAGCAGCCGUCUACUCAGUUCACUGCUGAUGACUUCGAAAUGGAUGAUCUUCUCGACUAG
Molecule: messenger RNA, 1182 nt
Organism: Asparagus officinalis (garden asparagus)
Lineage: Eukaryota; Viridiplantae; Streptophyta; Magnoliopsida; Asparagales; Asparagaceae
Exons: 2
Coding region: 1-1182 (393 amino acids)
Molecular function (GO): zinc ion binding; nucleic acid binding
Source: RefSeq, a predicted model, not a curated record